Messenger RNA from Vitrella brassicaformis, 8136 nucleotides. The record is from the annotation of a GenBank genome assembly. NCBI's taxonomy places the organism in Eukaryota, Vitrellaceae.
CCUAAAUCUGUCUGUCUGUCUGUGUGUCGUCUGCGGACACCACCCUCCGACGCCCUCUCUCUAGAUGGGUGCCAUCGUGAGUGGGCUGCCGAUGAUCCCCCCAGCACCAGCGCCAGCACCGUGCUGAUGGUGUGCGGUGUGCUGCUGCGCCACGAGUCGUGAGAAGAGGGAUGCGGGGUGCUCGAGGAGCUUCUCUGGCGCGCCGUCCUCGAUGAUCUGCCCAUCCUCCAUCACAAAAAUCCUGUCCACGUCCAUCACACUCUGCAGGCCAGGCACCACAGAGACACACAGACAGAAAGGGAGGGAGAAUACGGUGGUCGUGUGGUGUGUCGGGGUCGGUAUAAACAGACCUGCAGCCUGUGAGCCACGAUGAUGAGUGUGGCCCCGACGCAGUACCGCCUGAUGGUCUGGUGGAUGACGUGGUCGGUCCGGGGAUCUACCGAGCUCGACGCCUCGUCCAGCACUACCACCUGAUAUAUUGCAGCACACCACACCCCCAAACACACACCCCCACACACAACACAUGACACCUGUGGACUAGACACGAGGACGGACAUCUUAGAUAGACACACGGAUGGCUGACUCACCUUGGCCUUCCGCAGCAGGGCCCUGGCGAGGCAGAUGAGCUGUUUCUGACCAACAGAGAGUGCGGCCCCGCCCUCGUCGCCGAUGUGGGUGUCGAGCCCGUCGGGGAGCCGCUGGAUGGCGUCCUCCAUCUCGCAUUGACGCAGCACCUCCCAUAUAGAGCCGUCACGAUGGACACCCUGCACUCACCCGACACACACACAACAAGCGGGUGGGUGCGUCUGUGGCGACAGGCGGUUGCUUGUGUGCCCUCACCGAUGGGUCGAUGUUCUUCCUGACUGAUCCGGAGAAGAGGACGGGGAACUGCGGGACGGCAGAGAUGGACGACCGCAGCCGCUCCAACGGCACCCCGUCGAUGUUUAUACCUUCACACACACACACACACACACAGAGAGAGAGAGAGAGAGAUGUAUUCCGCAUGUUGAGUCUCUCUCGCUGUGCCUUCAUCCAUCCCCUUCAUUGAUUACACACCGUCAAUGUGCAGCGCCCCAGCGGUCUUGGGUGCCAUCCGGAAGAGCGACAGCAGGAAGGUGCUCUUGCCGCUCCCCGUCCGACCGACCACACCCACACGCGUCCCAGACGCAAUCGUCGCACUCACACCCCUCAACGCAGGGGGCAGCCCAGGCCGAUAUGUCACCCACAGCUGAGAUAUCUCGAUGCGCCCCGUCUUGGGCCAAUCGGCCGGCACUGAUGCCGCCAAGGGCAGGGGGAACGUCAGCAGCCGUGGCAGCCGUGGGGGCGGGUACGUCUCGUUGGGGGCUCGUGGUAGAGAGAAGGGCCGGAUGCCUCUGCUGCUGCUGCCGAACUGUCGCAGCCGCAACUGGCUCCACACGGACCAGUUGGAGUCGUGCAUGGCCGUCAAGGCGGUCGUGGGCGGGGGGGUCAGCAGCUGCUCGGUAAGGUCUUGACUGGGGCUGGGCUCUCUGCUACUGUGCUGCUGCUGCCGCCGUCUCGCCUGUCUUCUCUGCCAUGACGUCCAUCGGCGGCGCACCACGGCAACAGCGUCGCGGCACGCCCGUCGGGUCAUCCUCACAGCACGGUGGCCCGUCGAUGUGAUCGCGUCACUGGUGGAUGCCAGCAUGGUGCGGACACCUCUGUUGCGUCUAGUCAGGGGGGCGUCCUGGCCUGGCGUCACGGGGGGCGUGGCGAGAGGCCCGACUCCGCAGUCGCCACUGACGGAGGAUAUGAGCUCUGAGAGGGACUUGUUGGACCCCGCGUCACCCCGCACACCGCCGCCGCUCUCGUCUGGGUGGCUGUCGUUGGACAAGGACAGGCUGCGCGCCUGCGAUUGCAGCCGCUCCCUGUCACGAUCCCGAUCUCCACCGCCCUUGUCUGCCGUCGCGUCGUGGUCACCAGCAAUACCCACAAGUGCUGCUCUAGGCGGGACAUAGCCCUUUUGUUGGUUCGGGUGGGUGUGGGGAUGGUGGUACUGGUAUUGGUAUUGGUCCUCGUCGCACACGCUGCCCUCGUCGAUGCCGUCCAUGCGCCGGCGGUCUGACUCGUCGGCCGUGGCCGUGGUGGUGCUGGGGUUGUCGACAGAGAUGCUGUGAUAGCGGCGGGGCAGCACCGGCCGCGAGUUGGUGGAGGCGGGGGAUGCCUCAACCGAAUGGCUGCGUGCCGACUUGCCCGGCAUGCGAUCGAACACGGGCAGCCACUGCAGUGAAGGCGAGCCGGUCUUCCUGCUGCUCGGAGGGCGGUCGCUGUCGUCCGUCUGCGGCGACUCCCCCGCCUCAUCCUUAUCGGCAUCUGCGUAGUCCUCUUCAUUGUGGAAGGCGUCUACCUCGUCCCUGAGAGCGAUGGUGUCCGGCUCCUGCUCGACACGCAUGUACUCGUCCACCCUCUCGACCGCAAUGAACUGCUUCUCCGUCUCGAUGAACGUUCCGAUCAGCCCGUUGACCAGCCCCACAAUGGGCAGAGCGUACGAGAUGGCCAGACCCAUCAGGCCCGCAGAGGCUCCCGUGUCGGCACCGUAGUGGACCAAGACGAUGUGCUGCGUGACGGCUGCGAGUGCGGUGAAAGAGGUGAGGGCCACGCCGAUGGAGUCGAAGCGGAGGGUGAGCCAUCCGCCAGCGGCCUGGGAUGAGUACUGGACCUCCUGGUUCUGCCGGAUGCGGGCGGCGUUCUCCUUGAGGAAGCGGCCCUCGGCCGCAAACGCACGGAUCGUCACGCGGCCUGCAGCCAUUCCACCCACACACUUGUGUGCCUGCCUUGAUGUGUGUCAGUGUGUCUUUGGGGAGAUGGACAGAGGGGGUGUUCCGUUACCCGCGAGUGCUUCGUUGAAGAGUCUGUAUACGGGCGACUUGCUGGUGGACUCAAGGCGCUUCAACUCACGGCUAGAGCGACGGUAAAAACGCUGUUAAUCAUGACAAACACACAUACAUACACAUACGCACAGAGAGAGAGAGAGAUGGGAUGAUGAGAGGGGAACAGAUACUGAUGUCUGCCUGUCUGCUUAGGUGUGUGUGUGGUAGGUCAGCAGCUCUUUCUCAUUGUGUGUGUCCAUCACGGGGAGCUCAGACCCGAAAGAUGGUAGCAGACAAGAGUUUCAUCACACCCAUUGCAUCUCCCUCCCUCCCUCCCUCCCUCUCUCCCUCCCUGCCUCUCUCCCCUCCUCUCUGUUGCUCUCUCUGGGUGCGUCUGAGUGGCUGGCUGGUCGACCCACCUGAAUCCUGAAGUAUAUGAAUGCCAGCACCGGCAGGAAGGUCGCCACCCAUAUGUUGGCAUACAGCAACGUGCACAGCGUCCCAAGCAGCCCCACACUCUGCACACACCACACACACAUCCCACCUCUUUGCUCGCCGAUGCAGGCAAUGCACUGACCCCGGGCACCCACCCACCUGGGCGAGGAGUAUGUUGAAAAGGAAAGGCAGGCUGUCGUCCACACUCCACUGGUCACCCGCAAACCGGUUCAGCACGCGGCCGACCGGCGUCUUGUCGAACCAGCCCACGGGCGCAUGCAGCACACGCACCCACAUGGCGUCGUGCAGACAACGCGCCGCACGGACACCACCUACACCACACCACACCCAGCCAGCCGACACAGCCGGCAUUACAUUGGCACACACCAUGACAUGUUCCUUCUCUGCUCGUGUGUGACCGGCCUGCAGGCAUACCAUAAGCGAAAAGGAAUGCCCGCAGGAUGGUGAAGACCGAGUUGAGUAGGGCAAUGACGGCGUAGCCGACGAGGAAAUAGUGUGCGCCCCGUUGUGUGUUGAGGCCGUCCUCUCGCAAGUCGAUGUCGUCACUCGCGCCUCCUUGACCGUCGCACCAGCCAUCUAGGCACUUGGGGGGCACGUACAGCAUGGCCCACAAGGAGCUGAUGUGGGAUGGAUGGGGUGUAGCGGGUGAUGGGUCGUGGGGUGGGGUAGAUGAAGAUGAAGAGGUCCAGCUGGAGAGCCAGAUGUCCGAGGCGUUGCGGGUGAGCUGCAUGAGUAUGAGCGAGAUGAGCGUGGCGAUGCAGACGACCACUCCAGCGCUGGCAAAGUACGCUCUGUGCGUCCGCCACGCCACCACACCCUCCUGCCGCUCCUCCUUGUCCACCAGCUUGGCUCCAUCCUCGUCGCCCUUGCCACCACCACCAGAGUCACUCUCACACCCCGCCCCCUCCCCACCAGCACCGCGGGACGUGGGCGACGCCCCUCCCCCUGACCCCGACCCAACACACGACUCCUGCUCGUUGUCUAUGUCGAUAUCUCCCGCCUGCGAGUCGGUUGCUGACAUGUCGAAGGCACAUGGGUCCACCAGGGACGCGUGCACCCGGCCAUCGGUGGCUGACGCGUUGCCGGAGGGGCCGCCAGACUGCUCCCGUUCGUCCACUGCGCCGUUGACCGAAUAAGCUGGCGGGGUGAUGGGCACCCCGCCCACAGAGGGGCUGGGCAGGGAGAGCGAGGCGGGCGCCUUCUUGCCGGCGAGGAGGGAGGGAAGGGGGGGCGGGAGGGGCUGGGGCUGCCUGGCCCACUGGCAGCUGCUGAUGCUGCCGGCUUGAUACGCCUUGAGGGCGGCCGGGGUCAGCCCUGCUGCUGCCGGCCUGACUGCUGGUCCUGUUGGGCCCACUGGGGGCAAUCCGGGCCGGUUGACAAAGCUGCCUGGCGUCAUCUGACUCAGCGGUCUGCCUGCUGGCGAAAGGGGCGGUCUCGGUGAGGGCGACCGGCUCUGCGACCGGUGGUUGCUCGCUUCAUCUGCCGCUGACGCCGGCCGGCAGCGCCUGCCUCUUGCGAAGGGCGAGUUGAUGCUCCUGCAGCUGCGGUGUGAGGAUGUGUGGUGGCCGAUGUCUUCGAGGGCCGUGAGCAGGCGGGGAAGGGUGACGGUGCCGUUGGCCACGAUGCCGUUGUUGCCGAGCACCACCACUCGCUCCACACGGGGGUCGUGGGCGUAGUGCAGUGCAUGGGUGCUCAGAAUCACAGUCGAACCGGCCAGAAGACCACCUGCGGACGGGAGCGGACGGGAGAGGAUGGGUGUGUUGGUGUGUGCCCUGGUGGGGUGGGUGCGGUGUGUCUGGAGGUCAGUCAGUUAGUUACCUUGUCCGAAGACGUUGUGCCAUAUGUGUGAGGCGACGUGGGCGUCGACGGCAGACAGGGGGUCGUCUAUGAGGUAGAGCGACGCCGGGCCGUACACUGCACGCGCCAAACCCACACGGGCACGCUGACCACCUGACACACACACACACAGAGAGAGAUACGACGUGUGUCAAUCGAUUGAGGUGAUGGGUACUCGCCACGCCACGCCAGGCCAGGCCAGGAGUACAUACCAGAGAGUGUGUGGGCCCCUUCUCCGAUCUCGGUGUCGUCUUUGCUGGGCAUCAUGGCCAAGUCGGCCUCAAGCGCACAGGCAUGCACCACCUGCUGGUACCUCGCAGCGUCAUACGGCCGGCCAAACAGAAUAUUGUCUUUGAUCGAUGCGCUCUGCAGCCACGCACUCUGCGCCGCAUACGCAACCGCACAUUCCCCCGUGCUGCUGGGGGCGCCCCUCCUUGUGGUGCUGCGGACACCAGUGCCCAGGCGGGGCGUGGUGGCCUCGCCCUCGAGCAGCCGCAGCUCGCCAAGGAUGGCGUGUAGGAGGGAUGACUUGCCGGAGCCCACUCUGCCAACCAGCAGAACCAUGUCGCCCUUGCGCACCUCGAGAGAGAGCUCUGAGAGCAUGAAGGGCGCGCUAGAGGGAAAAAGGUCGUGUUUCUUGCUGUCCGGGGGCGCCUUGCCGGUGCCGGUGUGUGAGUGAUGAGUGGGGGAUGAGGGGAGGGCGUGGGUGGGAGGGGGCCUCUUGCGCCACCGUCUCGAGGCGGUGGUGGUGGGUGGGGUGGUGUCGCGCUUGCUCGCGCUGUCGUCCUUCACCUCCGGCCAAGCAAAUGUGGCGCCCUUGAGUGCGACAACCACUGUGUCAUCUGUUGUAGCUGCUGUGGUGGUCUCGGGUCGGCCGAAAGUGGGCGAGCCGUCGUUGGUGGAUGCCGACCUGACGGACGGGUCGAGGCCGGGUGACGUGGUGGGCGGGUUGGACUCGGACGAGGGGGAGGAUGCAGUGGAUCUGGCACUGACCACUGCUGCUGGGUCGUGGGGAGGGGCCAGCACAUAGGUCGUGGGGAGGGACCGCAGCGGCGUCGCCGCGCCGGGAUGGUGGGUGUCGGGAGCCAUCCUGGGAGCCCGUAAAGGCUUGUCAUCUGACACACCACCACACAACACAACACACGUCCAUGCCACGCAGCGGUUGAGUUGAAUGUGUUGGUUGGUGCGGUUGAUGCCAUCCAUGCCCAGCCCACCAGGUGGCAGAAUAAACUCCGAGAGCCUUAUGAAUGAGAUGCGUGCCUCGAUGACGCUGUUGAGGACCCAUGGGAAGUUGUUCAUGGGGCCGAUCAGCCGCAGCAGCAACGCCAAUGCGGUAAAGGCCGUCGACGCGGUGAGUGUGGAGCCGCCCAUGACGAAGGCCGAGAACGUGGCCAGGGCCACACACACGGGCGUGGUCGCCCAGAAGUACACGCACCACGCGUCUGAGGGAGGGACAUACACAGUGAGGCGAGCUCAAUCAUCGCUAAAUGCGUGUGUGCAGGGUAGGUAGGUACCUAGGUAUUUCCUCCCGGCGAGCGCGGCCACUUCCUUCUUGCGUGCUUGAGUGACGCUGUCGGAGAUGAAGCUCUCCAGCGCCAGCAUCUUGACCGUGCGGAUGCCCUGCAGCGCCUCAUUGCUGUUGAUUCAGUUGAAACACACAACACAACACAACACACCACAACACACCCAAACCAGCCACACAGCCACAGACACACUCGCAUCCAUCCCAUGUGCUCCAUCCGUCCGGCCUGCAGCUCAGUCAGCUGCCUUCGGUCGGGGCGUACGUACCAUAGCUUGACCCGCUGGUCCUUGUAGGUCAUCAUUUGUUUGGUGAGGUAGGAGAUGCGCGUGGCGACGAGAAUGUUGCAGACCACGACAACGAGGAGGAAGGCCAGACCGGCGAGGAAGGCGCUGCGGACCUCUCGGUGGAGGAGGUAGAGGGUCAGCGACACAUCCAGGGGCAGCUGCCAGAACGAGUUGAACACAUUCACCACUCCAGACACCUGGACACAGAGAGAGGGGGGAUUGAUAGCUAUCCCACUCAUCAUCCCCACAGUGUGCUGUGCUGUGCUGUGCUGUGUCGCCGUCUGUCUGACUGACCCUGUCAGCAUCGAUGUUGGCGAAGUUGGUGACCUCCCCGGUGGUGAACCUCCGUUUGGUUCCGUCUUUCAUGGUCACGUUGGGCGAGGCCACCAUCCGCUCAAAGACGGCCGUCAUCAGACCCACCCGCAUCCGCAUGCACACCCGCCCCGUCCAGAAGCCAUACUGCGACGACAGCACCGCAUUCGCCGCCGCAACCACACACAUCGCCACAGCGAUCCCCACACCGCGCCACGGACUCUCACCCCUGUCCGACCCGCUCUCGACAAAUUCCAGCAACGCUUUGAGCAGCAGCGGGCCCGACAGGCCCAGUAGGGUGGUGACGAUGAGCACCAGACAGAGAGGGUAGAACUGCCGGCCGUGGCCGACGUGCAGGCAGUGCAGGAGAGAGGGGGAGGGCCGCUGCUGCUCCCGCGACAGAAGGGCUGCGAAUGAGGCGGCACAGCGGUCGGUGUCGUCUAUAGGCAUCAAUGGCGGCAGGUCGGAGUGCUCCAGCUGGCGGGAGUUGCCUGUCGCAAGGCAGAUACACACAGAUACAGCACAGCCAGAUACCGACCGACAGAUGCACACAACAAUUGCAGCGCAGCCAUCGUGUUGAUCAGAUCUGCCGUGUGUGUGUGUGCUGGCUGACCCGUCCGCAGCACUCCGUACAUCCACGAAAACGAUAUCGCCUCCCACGUGCGCCGCGCCUGCGCCGCAAUGGCGGGCAGCGGCCGCGAUCUCUCGGAGGCCAUGGCCUGUUCGCCUGCCGGAUUAUUCAUGGCGUCAGUUGGCCCAGCACCGCCGCCGUAUCUUGCCGCACAUCUGAGUCGACCGGUUCGAAAGGUGUGCAGGACUCGAUCUCACCGCUCCUCUACGCAGCAUUGAGACCCUGAGGAGUGAGUGAAGCGAGGGACGUGGCGAGAUAAGCCCGGCG